AUGAAUAAAAAAAUUUUGGUCAUCGCUUGCAUUGUAUUGUUGGCUAUUGUGGUGUCGGACGUGUCAGCUGAUGGACCACUGACUGAGAUUAGUUGUGGUAUGGAAUGCAUGAAAUACCAGUCCUGCAAGUUCUCAAUACUGGCCAAAAACGAUUGUGUGGCUCCAAAAUCAUCAAAUGUGUUGUUUGCAGCACUAGGAAUGGCUACCAUUGGUAUCAAAUUGAUAGCAAUUUCUAUUGCUAUAAACGCCCGCGAUUUUAAACACGACUCUCUCGUAUCCCGUGAGUACUGGUUUACUGCCUAUGACUACAUCGUGGUCGGGGCCGGCACUGCCGGCAGUGUUUUAGCCGCACGACUGGCCGAUGACAUCACCAAAACAGUAUUAUUACUGGAGGCAGGAGGUGCUCAAAAUUCGUCCACUGAUAUACCCGCAUUGAGACCGUCACUAAAGGGUACAGAGAUUGACUGGAAUCAUGAAAUACUGCCCCAAAAAUAUGCUUAUUUUGCGCGAAAAGAAAGUCAAAUACCUAUACCUGCGGGCCGUGUGUUUGGAGGAACGUCAACACUAAGUCAUCUCAACUAUUAUCGGGAAAGUCCCGAAUAUUUUGAUUUGUGGAACACUUUGUAUGACAUCAAGAAUUGGACAUUUAAUGAUGUUUUGCCUUACUUUCAAAAAUCAGAAAACAAUUUAGACUCAAUUGUAGUUCAAUUGAGGGAAAGUCAACAUAAAACAGGUGGUCCUAUAACUGUAUCGACACCAAACUCGGACAAUAUUUUACGGAAAUACCUAAUGGCAGCCGAGAAGAUGGGAUAUAAUGAAACAUUAUCUGAUGGCAGACAACCAUUUGGUGCGACAAUAAUGCAACAAAUGGUCACUAAAGAUGGUAUUGCUUUGUCCACAUCGUCGGCAUAUCUGGAAUCCAAAGUGCGGCCAAAUCUCAAUACUUUUGGCAAUGCAUUUGUGACCAAAAUAAUUUUCGACAACAAGAAACAAGUGGUUGGCAUCAAGUUUCAAAAAGAAGGCAGUUUUUGGACUAUCAAAGCACGCAAAGAGGUUAUCCUAUGUGCCGGUGCUAUUGGUUCGCCUCAAUUGUUACUUUUGUCGGGAAUCGGACCUAAAGAGCAUUUGAAUGCAUUACAAAUACCUCUCAUUUCAGACUUAAAGGUCGGAACAAAUGUCAAGCAUUCAGUGUUUGUUGAAAUCAAUUAUAACAUCAAAGAUCAGAAAACAUCCGAAAAGCCAUUGAUGACUACCGAUGUUGAGUAUGAGUAUUAUAAUGAACAUACUGGUCCAUUAGGUUAUAUUGCUUCAGGGAUCCAUUGUUUUAAGGAAAUAUCAUAUGAAAACACAAAUAUAAGUAAUGGGUGUAUAUUACCCCACAUUGAUGUGUUGGACGAAAAAAUGGAUAAAGUUGUCGAAAAUUUUCAUUUAAGAUAUGAAUGGGACGACUAUUUUAAGCCUUAUUUGGGUCAUUUGGUAUUCAAACUUAAAGCUGUCUUACGUCGAGCCCGUAGCUCAGGUAGUUUACAGCUCGAGUCUAACAAUGCAUUUGCCAAACCUUUGAUUGAUCCGCGACUAUUCAGUGUGCAGUCAGAUGUCGAUGAUUUGGUCGAUACACUAAAACAGGCAAUGAAUGUGAUUCACUCGACACACUUCUCUGAAUAUGUCGAGCCAUUUGUAGUGCCAGUUCCCGGUUGUCAGCCUUGCUUUUAUGACAAGUUUUGUGAUUCAUAUUUGCGUUGCAUUGUCUAUACUAUGACUGAUUAUAUUCAAUUGGUUGGCACGUGUCGUAUGGGUAUAGCUAAUGAUACCGAAUCGGUUGUCGACGAAAAGUUUAAAGUUAAAGGUGUGACGGGUUUGCGUGUUAUCGAUGCAUCCAUACUUCCGGUGCCAACCGAGCAAUCGCUGGCUAUUGUAGUGAUGUUAGCUGAAAGAGGCGCUCAAUUUAUUGAUGAGGAAUAUAAAAAUCCAUUUAAAAGUUUAUGGUCUCCACCAGAAAUCAAAUUUAAUUUGACCCAGUUUGCUUUUCCAUUUAAUUUAACUAGAUACUAUGUUCCUAUUUCCCAAUAUCAACAAAUCAAUUAA
Messenger RNA from Oppia nitens, 2085 nucleotides. RefSeq names its product oxygen-dependent choline dehydrogenase 1-like. NCBI's taxonomy places the organism in Eukaryota, Metazoa, Arthropoda, Arachnida, Sarcoptiformes, Oppiidae. Gene Ontology annotation, molecular function: flavin adenine dinucleotide binding; oxidoreductase activity, acting on CH-OH group of donors. The record is from RefSeq and is a predicted model, not a curated record. The coding region runs from base 1 to 2085 and encodes 694 amino acids. The transcript has 4 exons.